Molecule: messenger RNA, 765 nt
Organism: Lycium barbarum (goji berry)
Lineage: Eukaryota; Viridiplantae; Streptophyta; Magnoliopsida; Solanales; Solanaceae
Exons: 3
Coding region: 1-765 (254 amino acids)
Source: RefSeq, a predicted model, not a curated record
AUGAUCCAACAUCCAGACAGUAGAUACAUUGAUCUUGUCAAGAUCGAAAUUAAAGAUCAGCCAGCCCAUUGUGCUUUUGUAGAAGCUGAGACUGAUGGAAAACCUUGGUAUAUGGACAUUAAGAUGCUCUUGGAAAAAGGAGAAUAUCCCGAAGGAAUCACUUUAAAUCAGAAAAGGACUAUCAGAAAAUUGGCAAAUGGUUUCUUCCUCAGCAAGAAUGUUCUGUGCAAAAGAACUCCAGAUUUGAGAUUGCUUCGGUGUGUUGACUCUUUCGAAGCUACAAGACUGAUCGAAGAGGUGUAUGCUGGAACCUGCAGGCCCCACAUGAAUGGGUUUGUGCAAGCAAAGAAAAUUUUGAGAACAGGCUAUUAUUGGAUGACCAUAGAAAAUGACUGCAGCAAAUUUGACCAGAAGUGCCAUAGGCGUCAGAUUCAUGAGGACUUGAUAAAAGUUCCCCCAACAGAACUAAAUACUAGGACAUCGUCUUGUCCAUUUACCGCUUUGGGGAUGGAUGUCAUAGGACCAAUUGAGCCAGCCACGUCAAACAAAUAUCACUUAAUCUUGGAAGCUGAGUUGGAUGAUGCGGAAUGGAUCCGUAAAAGGUAUGAGCAGCUGGCUCUAAUAGAUGAAAAGAGGAUGAUCGCUGUUUGCCAUGGUCAGUUGUACCAGCAUAGAAUGGCGCGUGCUUUUAACAAGCGUGUGAGAACUAGAGUGUUUCAAAUUAGGCAAUUGAGCAUAGUAAUUUUGCAAGAGAAAAGCUUUUAA